CUCUCCCUCUUUCUCCCUACACACACACUUUCGUCUUCCUCGCCUCCGUCCGUCCGUCUUUUGCCAUCGCAUCGUCUCCUUUACCGCCCCGGCUCCAACGGCCCGGUUCUUUUUUCAAGAUAGCCCCACCUUAGCUUGGACGAUUUUCCAAAAUCCCUAUCUCUCCUGUGGUCUUUCUGGUCCUUCUGGUCCUUCUCUGCGUGUCUUUUUUUGUAGAUGACUCGUCCUCUCGACCUUGGUCUACAUGACGCCCAAUUCCCCAGAUGAAGCUCUCCACUUCCGAGGCAAGACCUUGACUCCCGAAAGCCCUCGUCCGCUGCACGUCGCGGAGCCGGCCAGAAUCCCGGUGCUCCAAAAUCAAAUGGAUCCUGUCUUCAAUGACACUUCGACUUAUGAGAGGUCCUCCGAAUAUCAUCACGGACUCAACUCCCAGGCGCAUCAAAAUGGAUUAAAUCCCUAUGCAUCCCAAGGCCCUUAUGUUGGGUUUGAAGCAAUGAGGGGAAAUGCGACCGGCUCCGCGCAACAAGCCCCGGAGCAACAGCCGCCGCCGCACUAUACCCAUCAUUCAUAUCAUCAUCAUCAUCACCAUCACCACGCACAAGGUAGCUUCCAACUUGGCUCUUUCAUACUGGAUGAGGGUUCGGUGAACAACCGAAAUAAUCACACAAUGCCUGCUGUGGCCACUAUCCCCAAGGCGUCUCUGCCGUCAGAUCGAUCUGCACCCUCGAAUCCGUACACUUCUACGAUCCUAGGAACAACAGCCACAAACUCUUCUCUAACCACAUUGCCUCCAUCAGAUGCCGCUGCCAUCAUAGCUCACCCUAUGCCCGAUGUCCCUCCCUCUUCUUCCCAUGCCGCCCAGAAUUACCCCAGUGCGAGUGAGGUAGAUCCUGCUAUUGCCAGCUGGACGACCUCGUUUCCCCCGUCCGAUCGCCUAGUCUCCCAGAACAAACCCGCUGAUAGCACCGGUGAGGAUGGUGUCGAUUUCCAAAACCUCCUCGAUAAUCUCCCCCCCUCCUCUACUGCUUUCUCUGCCCCUACCGUGGCAGAAACCGCCCCAUCUACGGCCGAUGCAUCUGCGCUCUCCCAAGCCGGAACGGACGACCUGGGACUUCCCCCGCGCCCUCCUCCCCAAGACAAACCCUCUAUCCAUCCCAACUACAAUGCUAGUGAUGACAUUCGUUCCUACCACCAGCUUCCCCCUAGUUCCUCCACCGCACAGCCCUCCUCCCCUUCCUAUCCCGCCCAACAAAGUAAUAAUUACCAGUCUAACCUGGGAGUAUCGCCUUUGGCAGCUGCUGGCGCCCCGGGAACCUCUGCGGGAGUCAGCGCGCUGCCCCCUCCCCCUGUGGCAAGCUUCCAGCAUGCAGAGCCUCAAGAGUCUGCUGCUGUUGGCGCCCCUGCUGCCACUGCUCCCAGUGCUGCUGCUACUGCCACCGCCGCUGCUCCGGCCACGGCCACUAAGAACAGUCGUGCGGAACGGAUAAGUACUCGACAGUCCAAAAGCAACGCCGAUGAAGAUACUCCUUGGGGUCCUGAAGUACAAAAGAAAUACGACGAGUUUCUUCAUGAUGAGAGGAUAUAUGUCACAGAAGGCCUUUGGGAUCGUUUCCCGCCUGGCUCUAGAUUAUUUGUUGGCAAUUUGCCUACAGAACGCGUCACGAAACGAGAUCUGUUCCAUAUCUUUCACAAGUUCGGCAAACUCGCUCAGAUUUCGAUCAAGCAGGCAUAUGGAUUCAUUCAGUUCCUAGACUCCUCUGCUUGCAAGAAUGCAUUAGAUUCGGAGCAGGGAGCCGUAGUCAGAGGACGGAAAGUUCAUCUUGAAAUCUCGAAGCCUCAGAGAAACACUAGACCUGGAACUGCGUCCGGGGAACAGCCCCGUGCGCCCCCUUCGAGACGAUCAAGGUCCCCUGAAUAUAGUCGAGGCGGUCCUUCUGGUAACCGCAACGCGCGAGUUCCGGGCGAGCGUUAUGACCGACCAUAUGAAUCCGGCAGAGUGCCUUUCAGCGACUUCAGGGACGAACCGACCCAUCGGCGACGCGAUGACUACCGUCCACCUCGGUCACCAUCACCACGUGCUUUCCGCGGCAGGGAUGGGUACAGGUCCCGGGAUCGGACUCCUGAGCGCUAUGAACGACGUGAGCGGCGGCGUUCUCGGUCUCCAUACGCCAGGGAUAGAAGGUACCGCAGCCCCAGUCCGCGGGCACGUGGGGCGUAUGAAUCAGAGACAGACAUACCGGUUCCCCGACGAGCUCCAAGGGAUGUCCCAGAAGUGCAGCUCCUAGUUCUUGAAGAAGUCGAUCGAAACUUCUUGUUCCACGUUGAGAACUCGUUCCGCAACCGGGGGCUUCGGGUCGAUAUUCUAGUACUUGGACCAAGGAUCCCACUCAGCGCUGCAGUUCAACGCCAGAUCCAGGAGGGUGUCCUCGCUAUAGUCAGACUAUCACGACCGAGCCAGUUUUCGAGAAAGAUUCCGCUGCAGGUGUUUGAUCGAAGUGGGGGUCAGGACAAUGUUCGGUCAAAUGAAUACCCCGAUGUUGAACCUAGCAUCGCCGCUGAGAUCGUGUUCCAUGCGCAAACCGUGCAACGUGGUGGGCCCCAUCCAUUCACACCAAACCCGGCGUUUGGUGUUCCUCUCCCUGCUCCGGCUGCCUCGGUGCCUCAGGCUGCUUUGCCUAGUGUGCCAAACCAGCCUAACAUCGCGAAUUUGAUUACAUCUCUCGAUGGACCUACUCUUCAAUCGCUUCUGGGAGUACUCCAACAGCAACAGCAGCGACCGUCAACUGUUCCCGGCGCGCAACAGCCAUUUCCCCAUGCAGCUGCUGCCCCUGCUGCCGCCACCCCGCAUACUACCGCGGAUCUUGCUAGUCUUCUGAAUGCUGCAACCCGACAGCCCAUUGCGGCAAAUCCGCAGCAGCCGCUAGCCCCCCAGCCCUUUCCUUUACAGACACCCAACGCUCCGGUGGUGUCGGAUCCUAAUUUGAUCUCAUUGCUUGCGAAAGGUCUGGGAGGCCAACAGUCGCAGAACCAGGCUGCGGUUGGCCACCAAGUACAAAACAUUAUGCAUCAACUGGGUAAAUGGAAGCAGUGAUGCAUGCUCUCUUCUCGACUACCUUCCUCACCUCGCUUCUUUCUUUUCUUCUUUCUAUUCUCUCUGACCUGCGGUCUUUG
Molecule: messenger RNA, 3171 nt
Organism: Aspergillus fijiensis CBS 313.89
Lineage: Eukaryota; Fungi; Ascomycota; Eurotiomycetes; Eurotiales; Aspergillaceae
Product: putative RNA-binding protein (Nab3)
Exons: 5
Coding region: 245-3091 (948 amino acids)
Molecular function (GO): RNA binding
Source: RefSeq, a predicted model, not a curated record